AUCCCCUUACAGAACAGAUACAGGGAACAGACACGCCUACUCCUAUCAUGGGGUGCAGCCUGAAUAACAGCUCGGCAGCUAAAUAUAUAUCAGAUGAUAUAAAAGAGGAGGCGGCCUUACGUGAUGGGGGUAAACAAUCAUAUUGCAGCAUUAUUCCCCUUAAAGAACAGAUACAAGGGGCAGAUGCACUUACUCCUAUCAUGGAAUCCUGUCCCAGUAAUAGCUUGUUACCUGCUUAUGUGCCAAAUGUUGUUAGAGAGAAACCCCCAUCUAAGAGUGGAGAGCAGGGCUAUUGCAGGGGUAGUACAGAUGGGGAACAGACACAGGGGCCAGAUGUAUGUGCCCAUAGUCACUUACAAAACAACACCUUACCAGCAGUUUCCAAUCAAACAGGGAGCCAUAACUGUUUGCUGAGCAAUUGUAGCAAAGAAGAAGAGAAGGCGUUUGCUUGUUCCCAGUGCAGGGAGAGUUUUGCAGUUCACUCUCAGCUUAUUGCGCAUUCUCAAAGCCACACGGGGGAGAAACUGUUCAUUUGCUCUGAAUGCGGCCAGUGUUAUAAAUCGUACUCGCAGCUCAGCGCGCACCAGAGAACUCACAGGAAAGAGAAGCCAUUUGCUUGCUCCGAAUGCGGGAAACAUUUCAGCCAGCGCUCCGGCCUCAGUGAACACCAGAGAAGUCACGAGGGGGAGAAAUCACAUACUUGCUCGGAAUGUGGCAAAACCUUUGCAGAUUCCACACAGCUCACCCGCCAUAUUAGGACUCACACCGGAGAGAAACCCUUUGCUUGCCCUGAAUGUGGCAAAUGCUACAGACGCCGCACGUCCCUCAUUAUCCAUCAGAGAACUCACAGGGAAGCCAAAGCCCUUUGCUGCUCCGAGUGCGGUGAGUGCUUUAAAUAUCGCUUCCAGCUCACUCACCACAUCAGAGGUCACACAGGGGAGAAACCAUUCACCUGUUCGGAAUGCGGGAAAUGUUUCCCGAACGUCUCCAAACUUAACACACACCAUAAGAGUCACAAAGAGGAGCGGCCGUUUGCUUGUUCCCAGUGCGGGAAAUGUUACAAACAUCACUCGGACCUCACCAACCAUUACAGAAUCCACACAGGGGAGAGACCUUUUAUUUGCUCCGCGUGCGGCAAAAGCUUCACCAGUCGGCAGAUUCUCUCGCAGCACUUUAGGUGUCACACGGGGGAGAGACCCUUCACUUGCUUGGAGUGUGGGAAAAGUUUUACGCGGUGCUCCAGCCUAACGGAGCACAAGAGAAUGCACACAGGGGAGAAGCCGUAUCCUUGCUCGGAAUGUGGCAAGUGUUUCACUAAACGCUCCAGCCUAAAGGAGCAUAAGAGGAUUCACACCGGGGAGAAACCCUAUAUCUGCUCCGAAUGUGGGAAGAGUUUCAUAAAAUGCUCCCGGCUAACUGAACAUUAUAGAAGUCACACUGGAGAGAAGCCGCACACUUGUGAAUCUUCAGAAAACUCUUCUACCUCAGAAAACUCGCUGAAAGAAUUUGAAGCAGGUGUGCAGUCUUUGGGCCUGGAGUGCGGCAGCGGCAGGAUAAAGGAAGAGUCAUAUGACAAGUCACAGCCAAUCAAAGUAAAGCCUGCUUCUGAGGGCGGAUUGGAGGCGGGGCUUCUCAGUCAGGGACUGCGGGGAGUCGGGAGGGAGGAAUCUCGGAGCGGACCGUACGGGCUGGAGAAUCUCACACUGGAGAUUAUCUAUCUGCUGACUGGAGAGGGCUAUGUCAUCCCUAAGAAGAAGAGCCCAACUGUGGGUUUGGGGGCCCUGCAUGCCCCUGGCUCCGUCAUACAGAAGGAAAAUGACAAGAAGAUCCUGGAACUCAUCUCCAACAUCAUCCAGCUGCUGACUGGAGAGGUUGCCAUAAGGUGUGAGGAUGUUUCCAUCUAUUUUUCCUUGGAGGAGUGGGAGUAUAUAAAAGGAAACCAGGCCCUUUACAGGGAAGGGAUAAAGGAGGAGGAGCCCCAGCAGCUCCGCCCACUGGGUGAUGAAAUGUCUCCAGUUGAACAGCCCCGACCAGCAAAUGAUAUUAAAGAAGAAUCAGAUUGCAGCAUUAAUCCCCUUACAGAACAGAUACAGGGAACAGACACACCUACUCCUAUCAUGGGGUGCAGCCUGAAUAACAGCUCGGCAGCUAAUUAUAUAUCAACUAAUAUAAAAGAGGAGGCGGCUUUAUGGGAAGGGGGAAACCAAUCAGAUUGCAGCAUUAAUCCCCUUACAGAACAGAUACAGGGAACAGACACACCUACUCCUAUCAUGGGGUGCAGCCUGACUAACAGCUCGGCAGAGGAUUAUAUAUCAACUGAUAUAAAAGAGGAGGCGGCUUCUUGGGAAUGGGGAAACCAAUCAGAUUGCAGCAUUAAUCCCCUUACAGAACAGAUACAGGGAACAGACACACCUACUACUAUCAUGGGGUGCAGCCUGAAUAACAGCUUGGCAGAUAAUUAUAUAUCAAAUGGAAUAUACUAUGGAGUCAGUGAAGAGAACCUAUUUAUUUGUUCUCAGUGUGGGGAACAGUUUGCAGUUGAAUCACAGCUUAUUGGGCAUUACAGGUGUCACACAGGAGAGAAACUAUUUACUUGUUCUGAAUGUGGCAAAUGUUUUACAAGAAGCUCGAGCCUUAAUGAACAUAGGAAAAUGCAUACGGGGGAGAAACCAUACACAUGCUGUGCAUGUGGGAAAUGUUUCACAAAACGCUCCAGCUUAGUCGAACAUAACAGAAUACACACUGGAGAGAAACCAUAUACCUGCUCUGACUGCGGGAAAUGUUUUACAAAAGGCUCAGGACUAAUUGAACAUAAGAGAAUGCACACGGGAGAGAAACCAUACACAUGCUCUGAAUGUGGCAAAUGUUUUACGAAACGGUUCAGCCUGACUGAACAUAAGAGAAUACAUACAGGAGAGAAACCGUAUACCUGCUCUGAAUGUGGCAAGUGUUUUGCAAAAUGCUCAAGGCUAACUGAACACAAGAGAAUGCAUGCAGGAGAGAACCCAAAUAGUACUGAAUGUGAGAAAGGCUGUACAGAGUCUACAAAUCUUAGUUGCAGCAGCCACGCAGGAAACAAUCUGUCUACUUGUGGUGAGGGAAAAUGUUAUAAAAGUAGCGCAUCUCUUGUUCUUCACCAAAGAACUCACACAGGGGCAAAACCCUUUGCUUGCUCACAGUGUGGGAAAUGUUUUAAAUAUCACUUGCAGCUCACUCACCACGCUAAGAGCCACUCAUUGGAGAAACCAUUUAGCUGUGAUGAAUGUGGGAAAUGCUUUCCAAGUAGCAAAAGCCUGAAAAUACAUCAUAAAAGCCACAGAGAAGAGCGGCCAUUUUCUUGCUCUCAAUGUGGGAAAUGUUAUAAACAUCAGUCGGACCUCACUAAUCAUAACAGAAUUCACACCGGAGAAAGACCCUUUGUUUGUUCAAAAUGUGGCAAAAGCUUUACCACUCGCCAAAUCCUAACCCAACAUUUCAGACGUCACACGGGGGAGAAACCAUUUACCUGUUCCGAAUGUGGGAAAGGCUUUACAACUCUGUCAUACCUUAAUGUACAUCAACGACUUCACACAGGGGAGAAACCAUUUACUUGCGCUGAGUGUGGGAAAUGUUUUCCAAACAGCACAAACCUGAAAAUACAUCAUAAAAGCCACAGAGAAGAGCGACCGUAUUCUUGCUCCGAAUGUGGCAAGUGUUAUAAACAUCACUCGGACCUUACCAACCAUUUAAGAAUUCACACAGGAGAAAGGCCGUUUGUUUGCUCGAAAUGUGGCAAAAGCUUUACCACUCGUCAGAUUCUCACCCAACAUUUUAGACGUCACACGGGAGAGAAACCAUUCACCUGUUCUGAAUGCGGGAAAGGAUUUACGACUCUGGCGUACCUUAAUGUACAUCACAGAAGCCACACUGGGGAGAAACCAUAUGCUUGUUCCGAGUGUGGGAAAUGUUUUGCAAAACGCACUGAAUUGACCGACCAUAGCAAAGUCCAUCUUUAAAGGAGACAUAUUGGAUAAAUGGGAAAAAAGGUAAUUUUGUAGGCAAUUAUGAAUAGUAUACGGUGCUGG
Xenopus tropicalis (tropical clawed frog) is the source of this 4064-nucleotide messenger RNA. RefSeq names its product oocyte zinc finger protein XlCOF7.1-like. NCBI's taxonomy places the organism in Eukaryota, Metazoa, Chordata, Amphibia, Anura, Pipidae. Gene Ontology annotation, molecular function: identical protein binding. Bases 48 to 3995 code for a protein of 1315 amino acids. The transcript is spliced from 7 exons. The record is from RefSeq and is a predicted model, not a curated record. Gene Ontology annotation, cellular component: nucleus.